Postia placenta MAD-698-R-SB12 is the source of this 1201-nucleotide messenger RNA. RefSeq lists its product as hypothetical. The coding region runs from base 44 to 1201 and encodes 385 amino acids. The record is from RefSeq and is a predicted model, not a curated record. Lineage: Eukaryota; Fungi; Basidiomycota; Agaricomycetes; Polyporales; Adustoporiaceae. Gene Ontology annotation, biological process: positive regulation of mitochondrial translation. The transcript has 7 exons.
CACCAUUUGGCCAACGUUCGACUGAGUCUGUCCAGUCUUUCAGAUGCUCGCGCACAUUCAGCUCAGGCGCAGUUUUGUCAGUCUGCCACGCUGUUGGCAGCUACAAUGGCAGGCCAGCACUCGCAUACCAUGCCGCACCUUCGCGCAGGCAACCAAGUACAAUCGCGCAGAAAACUCUGAGGAGAAGCCAAAGCCAAAAGCCCACACCUCGUUGCGCCGUUCGGCGUCCGCGUCGCUGCCCAUCCGGUCAAACCCGACGCCUACGCGUAGCGAGAUUCGGCCUGUGUUCACGCUCGCGACGGCGGAGCGCUACCUGUUGUCCAAUCUCCGCGCACACCUCCCUGCGUCCGCGCGGAGGCUGCAUGAUUCGUGGUGGGUUCCUCAGUGGAAAGAUGACGGUCAGGAGGGCGAGAUCUUCAUCUUCGGGAACGGGAGCUUUGUGUGCUGGGGCCUGGGCGAGGACCAGGCGCGCAGGUUCGCAUGGAGUGUCCUGUCUAAGUCGAAAGCGGAAGUCGCUCCGCUGCGUGAGCCAGAGACGGAGGAUCUUGAAUUUGUGACGGACCCGGGAGAAGACACGCGGCUGCAAGGCGAUCUCAUCAUCUUGGGCCAAAGUCCGUCAUUGAGCUCAGACGAUGCCAUGCCUAGUGACCUACCGUCUUCUUCUCUGCCCCGAGAAACCGUCCUUGCCCGCUAUUCCUUUUCGCAGGCGCUGUCUCGCUCCACCGCCCUCUCCGCUCUCGAAGUGUCAUUGGAGAACUAUCUGUCGUCCAUGGCCCUCCUCCCAGACACCCUGCAACGCACUGGAAAACCGGGGUUGAGCCGCAGAGCGCUCGUCAUGAAGCUGGGAGGCCUUUUAAAGUUCCGCCAGGGUCUCAACUUGAACAGGGAAAAUUUCUCUGACACACCGGAUUUCUACUGGGCGGAGCCGGCAUUGGAAAAUUACUUCAAUUCUCUGAGUAAUGCGCUGGAGAUGCGGAACCGGACGCGGUCUGUGAACGACAAGAUCACUUAUGCUGCGGAGAUGCAGUCGGUCUUGCGAGAACUCCUAACGGAGACCUCAGCACACGACAUGGAGCUCAUCAUCAUCCUUCUCAUCGCCGUCGAGGUCGUCAUCUGCCUCAUUCGUGACGGUCCUGAGCUGUGGCACAUUGUAAUGGAUGACAAGGACACAGCGGAUGUCGAGUCGGCUCACAAACUCUGA